AUGAAGGUAAUCAUCACGGGUGGCUUUGGUUUUCUCGGCCUGCAUGUCUGCAAGCGAAUCCUGGCUGUGGGUGAACUGGUUGGUGCAGAUGAGAGCCCACACGUGGUGCGCAAGCUUGUGCUUUUCGAUGCUGGCUCCCCUCCAAAGGACCUGCCGGAAGAUUCUCGCAUCGAGAUUCGGGUGGGAGACAUUACUAACGCCGAUGAGGUGAAGUCUCUUUUUGACGAAGACGGCAUUGUGGUCUUUCAUUUGGCCUCAGUCAUGAGCGGACAAGGUGAGAAGGACUUUGACAUAUGCUGGAAAGUCAAUGUCGAAGGAACCCGCAACUUGCUUGAGCCAUGUCGGGUUCGGCGGGAUUGCAAAUUGAUCUUUGCAUCCUCAGGAGCGUGCUUCGGAGAACGGCCGGAAGGUCCUGAGAUGGACACCACAAAACUUCUGCCUCACACCAGCUACGGGAUGACAAAGGCUUGCAUGGAGCUGGUAAUCAACGAUUUCACACGACGUGGCUUUGUGGAUGGCCGAGUAGCUCGUCUGCCAACUGUCAUUCCUCGACCAGAGCCCAACUCUGGACUCCCGGCAGCAUUUUCAGACGUUCUUCGGGAACCAUUGCGAGGACGACCAGCUGUUUUGAGGCUGCGUCCGGACAUGCGACAUGCAGUCUGUGGUUACCGCGUCCUGGUGAGGAACUUGAUUCACUUGGCCAACCUGCCUGCAGCAGCGUUUGCCGAGUCUAUCGAUAGGUGUAUGAACAUGCCAUCCUUGUCCGUAACAUUGCAAGAUUUGCAGAAGUCCUUGGCCAGCGUUGUGAAGGAUCCUUCCAUGCUGGGCAGCAUCAGCUACGAGCCAGAUGCGGAGCUCUGUGCGAAGUUGUCAACUUUUCACCAGAACAUGGAUGCCACGCGCGCACGUGCGCUCGGAAUGAUGGGUGACAGCUCAGCAUCGGCAAUCGCAGCAGACUUUGCUGCAGAGUAUGUGGAUCCACUGCUGCUGAAACCAGUGGUGGAAAUCUACGAAGAGCCUCGUCACUGGUUGGCCUUUUCAAACGAACAUGUGCGGGUUUUCCGCGUCGAGAAUCCACCAGGAGACACCACUCUGAUGCACGUUCAUCGCUUUGACAGUCUGUACUUCUUCUUCACUGCCGCCAAAGUGCAAGGGACCAAGCUCAACGAGGAAGCGAAGGAUGACACAUUGAGUUGUGGCGAAGUUCGUUAUGGUGAUCAUGGCAACUGCUUGCUGACUCACAAGAUCCACAACAAAGGGCCGCCAGUAAUGAUGUGCCUCGAUGUGGAGUUAGCUGGUUUCCAGAGUGACGGCAACGACGCUCCAGCAACGAAGCGUGUGAGGAUUGAAGCGGAUUCGUCCAGAUUGCCACCAGGGCUGCGGUUGACAAAGGAGAGACCCGGGGCGAACGUCCACAACUUAGACUUGGCAGCCGGAACAUCCUGGGCUGGGCGUAUACCCUUUGCACGAGCUUUGUUUGUGGUGCACCGUGGAGCGCACGUGCGAGGUGGGCUUGGGGACCGUCUACUGAAGCCCGGGGAUGUGUUCUUCCGAGAAGGUCCGAUUGACAUGAAGCUGGAGGUGAUGGGAACGCGGCGUGACGUGGCACUCUGGGUCGUGGAACUCUUAUAUUGA
Molecule: messenger RNA, 1635 nt
Organism: Symbiodinium natans
Lineage: Eukaryota; Dinophyceae; Suessiales; Symbiodiniaceae
Source: the annotation of a GenBank genome assembly